Messenger RNA from Calidris pugnax (ruff), 707 nucleotides. Its product is annotated as two pore calcium channel protein 2-like. Lineage: Eukaryota; Metazoa; Chordata; Aves; Charadriiformes; Scolopacidae. Gene Ontology annotation, biological process: monoatomic ion transport; transmembrane transport. Gene Ontology annotation, molecular function: monoatomic ion channel activity; voltage-gated channel activity. Gene Ontology annotation, cellular component: lysosomal membrane. The annotation marks the transcript as partial. The transcript has 7 exons. The record is from RefSeq and is a predicted model, not a curated record.
AUGGUUUCUCUGCAGCAUGAAAUGCACAUUAUUGUUGUUGUUGGCUUUUCAGAGAGCUUCUGGAUUUUGAGCUUAACCAUUACUGUAAUCCUGGCUUUGGCUUUCAUCGAGAAGCCUUCUUCGCUUACUCUCACAUCAGAUGUACGAUACCGCCUUCCUGCCUGGAAUCCUCCAUGUGGCCUCACAGAAAGCAUUGAGAUGCUUUGCUUUCUUGUGUUCAUGGUGGACGUAUCCGUGAAGAGUUACUUAGUCGGAUGGGAAGAAUUUUGGAAAAAUAAGUGGCUAAUGGCUUAUAUACUGACAUUAAUUGUUUCCCUUACUGAUUGGAUUGUAUCACUGAGCUUUUUCUGCACAGAGAGAGUGAGGAUAAGAAGAAUUCUUCGUCCUUUCUUUCUCCUUCAGAAUUCUUCUAUGAUGAAGAAAACAUUGAAAAGUAUCAACAGCACAUUGCCUGAAAUGGCAAGUGUUGUUCUACUAUUAGCUGUUCACCUGUCUCUCUUUACCAUGUUUGCCAUGCUGCUGUUUGCUCGAACAAAGGAUGGCCAGCAGGAUAAGGAGUGGGUGGGUUAUUUCCGGAAUUUGCCAGAUUCACUGACAUCACUGCUGGUCCUGCUAACUACUGCAAACAAUCCUGAUGUGAUGAUCCCUGCAUAUUCUAAGAAUCGAGCAUAUUCGAUCUUCUUCAUACUCUUCACUGUAUUAGGUAA